Molecule: messenger RNA, 1579 nt
Organism: Trichomycterus rosablanca
Lineage: Eukaryota; Metazoa; Chordata; Actinopteri; Siluriformes; Trichomycteridae
Gene: tmem138
Product: transmembrane protein 138
Exons: 5
Coding region: 508-996 (162 amino acids)
Cellular component (GO): cilium
Source: RefSeq, a predicted model, not a curated record
ACGUUAUGUGUGGCGACUGAGGGAAGCUCAGUGAAGUACAGUUUAGCUAAAGUGCUCUAAAUAAAGCAGUAGUGCACACAGCUCUCGAUCAGAUAAGAAGCCCCAGAAUGACCCAGUCAACUGAAUUGAUCAUGGAUUGUGCCCUGUUAAGAGCUGCAACUUGAAAAUAAGCCUGCCUGAAUAUGACCUGAACAGAGGAGACAUUUAACAAGAGACACAGCUUCAUCAGAAAUGGCUAAAACAGGGCUUAAUGAGUGACUCUGGUCUGUGCAACAUUGAGUGAAACUGUGUGUUGCUCCCAGUAGAAACAUUCAGCAGGAACAGAAUCAAUCUUCAACAGAAAGACAGCUUUCCUUUUUUUAUUGGUGCACUCUUGUUUUGAAAGGCUAAAUAACUGACCACACAGGAUAUGGAGUGGCGUAAAGGGACUCAUUUUUGCUAGUGCAAAACAGAUCAACAGUGGCUUAAACCCCUCUCUUUGCGUGUGGGGCCACACUCACCCUCAAGAUGCUCCAGACCAAUAAUUACUCGCUGGUUCUGCUGAUCCAGCUUUCUCUUUUGGCCUUUGACUUGUUCGUCAACUCCUUUAGCGAACUUCUGCGGACCGCUCCAGUCAUCCAGCUGGUCCUAUUUAUAAUCCAGGACAUUGCUAUCCUGUUCAACGUGAUCAUCAUCCUGUUGAUGAUGUUCAACACCUACGUCUUCCAGGUUGGACUGGUUUCUCUGCUGCUGGAAAAAUUUCGAGCACUGCUCAUCCUGUGUGCACUCUAUCUCACCCUCAGCAUCUGCCUUCACUGCUGGUUUGUGAACCUGAGGUGGAUGGAUUCAAAUCGUUAUGUUUGGAGCAACGGUUUGCAGGUGCUCUUUGUGUUCCAGAGACUAGCUGCUGUGUUGUACUACUACUUCUACAAGCGUAGCAUAGAGCACCUUGGGGAUCCGAGACUGUACGAGGAUAGUGUCUGGCUUCGGGAUGCAUUUGCUCGAGCUCGACUGUGACCCAGGACCAACAAACAAGAUGGAAAUCAGUGUUGAGCCAACAUAUUAAGGUUGUGACGAGCAACUGAUUUGCCCUCAGUGCUAAAAAUCGACAUGACCAUCAAAAACAUCAUGAAAUGGAAUCAGUACAUGAGCAGUGAAGAACUAAACAGACUCUUCUUCAGAGCCUGAAUGGAUACAAUAAUGGAGCAACUAGAUGUGCACUUGAAUGUCAGUGUAAGUGCAAGCUAAAGCCCGAGGAACAAUGGAAAGCAGUGCAACACAAACGGGACAAUGGGCUCUAAAGAUAACCAAAGGAUUUCUUCUAACACCUGUCACAUUUAUGGAGUAGGUCUGCUUUGUAAAAUGAUAAAUCCUCAGGUAUUGGGUAAUCUUACCAAAGUGUAGUUUUAUUUUGUUUUUAAUUGUUUAGAAUAUUUGACUGAUAUUGCAAUUAAGGGCUGGUAAGCUCAGGCUGGUAAGGUCUAUUUUUUUUACUGAGCAAUAAUUAGUUCUAUGUACAUCCUGUGACAAUGUGAUAGUGUACAUAAUUUUUACUACAGAUUCCAAUAAAUGAAAACAAUUUCAUUACCUGUUUACUAAA